GCCCCGUCCCUGCUCCUCCUCCUCCUCCCGCUCUCGGUCAGGCGGCGGCGGCGGCUGCUGCGGGGCCGCGCGGAGCCUUCUCCACCUGCUCGCCAGGGCCGCCCAGGCCGGACUCCCACGCCCGAUAUGGCUCGUGGACAGCAGAAGAUCCAGUCGCAGCAGAAGAACGCCAAAAAGCAAGCUGAGCAGAAAAAGAAACAAGGACAUGAUCAGAAGGCUGCAGCCAAGGCUGCCUUGAUAUACACCUGCACUGUCUGUAGGACACAAAUGCCGGACCCCAAGACCUUCAAACAGCACUUUGAAAGCAAGCAUCCUAAGACUCCACUUCCUCCAGAACUGGCUGAUGUUCAGGCCUAAAGUUGUCUACAGGUGAAAUCCUGGCACCUCUUGACUCUUCUCCUGUCAGACCUUACAUAACAAACCUGCAGCUGCUUUUCUAAAACUGUUGAUCAGCAAAAAUGAAGGGGCUACAGACACGUUCAUAUUUUUAUGCUGUUCCCUCUCGGGCUUCAUGCAAAGACAAUUCUGUGUAAAUGUACAGUUGUGCCCUCUUUGGAGAUCCUGACAGAUCAGCCCAUACUUGUUAUAAAAGAUUUUUUACAAUUGUAAUUAUAUUGAUGUUGAUAUUGUGUAAAAUAACUCAUUUAAUAAAGUAGUACUUUGAUUUACACUAGCACAGACGGGAUCCUUGUUAGAAGUUCUGCUUCUAAGUUUCUGCAUUAGCUGCCUUACGAAACAAUAAUGAGGAAACAAAAAAAGGCAAGACAAAAGUGGAAUUUUCCCCAGCCUGCCAGAAGGUGAGCAGUGUCAUUCCACUGACAGUAAUGUACAUUACAGUAAGUGACUCUCUUCAGUCAGAAGGGGAGCUGCUCAGAUUUCCUGUGCAGUCUGCUGCCUGCUUGAGCCGCUCAACUCGUGGCCGAGCCGCUGGCUCUGAAGGCACAGCAAACCCCCUCGGAGCUGCAUGAGACUCGUGAGGCUUCCUGCUAGGUGUUUGCCUCGUGCUUUGGAGAGUCUAGUGCUGCUGCAAGCCAUUUGGGAUGGGAUUCCAUUGCAGUGAGGGAUCCUGUUCCUUCAGGUCAUGCACUGGAGAGACUCUGGUUAUCCUUCCUGUUGGGUAGGUGGCUGAGGAAGCUGAGAGGUGGCAGGAUUGAAUGCUGCUGGCUAUACUGGCUUGGAAAUUGAUCACAAAUAACAGGCUAAGGCAGCUCUGCUCUUAGCUGAAAAAUUGAUUGGAAAAGAUUCUUUUUUUAAAUCUAUUUUGAGGAGCCAGCCACACAUUCCCCUUGAAAGAUGUCUAGUUAUUGCAACAGCAGCUCCAAGAAAUAUGCAAAGUAGCCAGCCAUUAAUAACCUUUCUUCACAGCCGGCUUCAAAUAGGCCUGUUGGGAAAGAGCCAGAGUCACUGAAAUAAUAUUGCUACUUUAGGAAGUGGGCUGUGAUUAAAGUUGCAUUGACAAGAAAAAGCUGGAUAAUAGUUCUGUCCAAGAAGGUUUGAGCAGCUAAACCUAAUUACCCUUUGUGUGCUCUGGGCUCAGUUUUAAUCCCAGAUGCACAGCACAGAAUCAGUGGGGAAACAUCUUGAGUUGUGCUGGAAGGUCUGCCACAAAAAUGCCCUCUGUAGCCUUUGGAGGAGGAGGUUUGCUGAAGAGCUCUUGGAGCUUGCAGUAAGAAGCAGUACUGGAACUGCUGUGGUUUGCUGAGGUUACAGCAGAUCUAAAGCUUGUGGCAGCCCAAGUGACCCUUGCUGUGCAGCAGGACUCCACAUCUGACCUUCAAAUGGCUUCCUAAGCUCUAGGACCAUAGUCUCAAAGACUCAUUCACUUAAAAGAAUGCACUUGGUAUUUUAUUAUAUAAAGUCAAAGCCUUUGUCCACUCAUUUGCUCCUUAUUGAACUACUUCUGUGAGACUGGCUUCCUGUCCUCUUUUGCUGUGACAGUACCUCUGUAAAUACUCCUCUGGCAUAAGGUCCCUCUGUGCUGCAGUCACUCCAGGAUGACCUGUACACCACUCACCUUUCUAGAUCCUGUUGUUCUCUGAGUGUAGCCCAGGCUGCACUUGUACACCUGACAUGGGAAUGUAGCACUGCAUCGAGUUUCCUUUCGUGUUGUCUAUGCAUUGAUCCUGCCCAACUGGCUCCCACUCGGCAAGAAACCUGCUCUGACCUUUGUGCUGUAUGGGGAGAGGUACUGAGAUGUUCUGAUGCUGUAGCUGAGUGCAAAUGGAUAAAGAUGUUUGUUGCACUGAC
This is a messenger RNA of Dryobates pubescens (Downy woodpecker), 2247 nucleotides long. RefSeq names its product zinc finger protein 706 (gene ZNF706). The record is from RefSeq and is a predicted model, not a curated record. The transcript has 4 exons. Lineage: Eukaryota; Metazoa; Chordata; Aves; Piciformes; Picidae. The coding region runs from base 127 to 357 and encodes 76 amino acids.